Chenopodium quinoa (quinoa) is the source of this 2291-nucleotide messenger RNA. Its product is annotated as cytochrome P450 90B1-like. Bases 349 to 1833 code for a protein of 494 amino acids. Lineage: Eukaryota; Viridiplantae; Streptophyta; Magnoliopsida; Caryophyllales; Amaranthaceae. The transcript has 8 exons. Gene Ontology annotation, biological process: sterol metabolic process. Gene Ontology annotation, molecular function: heme binding; iron ion binding; oxidoreductase activity, acting on paired donors, with incorporation or reduction of molecular oxygen. The record is from RefSeq and is a predicted model, not a curated record.
AAUUCUCUAUUUAUUUCUAAUUUUCUUUUACCUUUUCUUUAGUUAAUUUAGCCAUUAAAAAGACAAAAAAGCAGGUUAUAUAAACCCCCUUAUUGGCUCCAAAGUUUUUCAUUAAACAUUUGCUCUUCCUUUGUCUUGUUAUUGUUUUUGCUUCUUUGUUUUUCCAUUCAAACCUCAAACACCCACCUUCUUUUCUUUCUCCCUUGUCAGUCUUGCUGUUUACUGCAAGGUUGACUCAUUCUUCAAACACAUAUUUGGGAAGAGAGAAGAUUAGCAAAAAGCUUACAAAUUAAAUAUACUCCUUUCCCAAAUUUCAUUGAAGCUUUGAGUCUUAUUUCAUAAUCUCUAAUGUCUGACUUAGAAUUCUUCUUGUACCUUCUCCCAUUUGUUUUGGCUUUAUCUUGGACCCUCAGCUUCCUUAAGAGAAAGAAACCCUUUCCAAAUCUUCCUCCUGGUAACACUGGUUUACCCUUUAUUGGAGAAACUUUUGGCUACUUAAAGCCACAUCCAGCUACCACCCUUGGAAAAUUCAUGGAGCAACACAUAGCAAGGUUUGGGAAGAUUUACAGGGCAAAUUUGUUUGGGGAACCGACAAUUGUAUCAGCAGAUGCUGGGCUGAAUAGAUUCAUCUUUCAAAAUGAAGGGAGGUUGUUUGAAAGUAGCUACCCAAGUAGCAUUGAUGGGAUACUUGGAAAGUGGUCUAUGUUGGUUUUGAAUGGAGAGAUACACAAAGAUAUGAGGAAUAUAUCUCUCAAUUUCUUGAGCCACAGUAGGCUUAAAGCACAUCUUAUCAAAGAAGUUGAGAGGCAGACUGUCCUUGUUCUUAAAACUUGGCAAGAGAAUUGCACCUUUUCUGCUCAAGAUGAAGCUAAGAAGUUCACAUUCAAUGUGAUGGCAAAGCAAAUACUGAGUUUGGAUCAUGGGGAAGCUGAAACAGAGCAUCUAAAGAAGGAAUAUAUUAAUUUUAUGAAAGGUGUGGUAUCAGCUCCUAUCAAUUUACCAGGAAGUCCUUAUAGAAGGGCAUUAAAGUCAAGAACAGCCAUACUAGAUUUUAUAGAGAUGAAAAUGGAGGAAAAGUUGAAGAAGAAAAAGAUGAAUGAUGGGAGUGAAAAUAUUGAAGAAGAUGAUCUACUUGGAUGGGUGUUGAAGUAUUCCAAUCUAUCAACAGAGCAAAUACUUGACUUAAUUUUGAGUUUACUGUUUGCUGGACAUGAAACUUCCUCUGUUUCCAUUGCAUUAGCCAUCUUUUUCUUGGAGGGCUCCCCUUCUGCUGUUGAACAAUUAAGGGAAGAGCACCUUAUGAUUGCCAGAGCUAAGCAGCAAUCAGAUGAGAAAGAGUUGAACUGGGAUGACUACAAGAAAAUGGAAUUCACUCAAUGUGUUAUUAGCGAAACACUAAGGCUGGGCAAUGUAGUAAGGUUCCUGCAUAGGAAGGCUCUUAAAGAUGUUCGGUAUAAAGGUUAUGACAUUCCAUGUGGAUGGAAAGUGCUGCCGGUUUUAGCAGCCGUGCAUUUGGAUCCUGCCUUUUAUGACCAACCUCAUGUCUUCAACCCUUGGAGAUGGCAGCAGAAUGGUGUAAAUCGGGGAGGCAUACCGGCCACAAACUCGAGCUCCAGCCCGACUAGCGGAAACACUUUCAUGCCAUUUGGGGGAGGACAAAGACUAUGUCCAGGAUCCGAACUAGCUAGAACAGAGAUGGCAAUUUUCAUCCACCAUUUGGUCAUCAAUUUCGAUUGGAAAGUAACGGAGAAAGAUCAAGCUUUUGUUUACCCAUUCGUCGAGUUCCCCAAAGGAUUACCAAUUCAAGUUCAACGCUUAAGUUUUGGACUCUGAGUUCAUCAAAUUCCCAACUUAAACCUAUCAUCCAAAUCUUGCACAGAAAAAAAAAUUAAUAAUGAUAAUAUAUUUAUCUAUACAUACAUAUAUAUUGGAGAAAAAUUAAGUCCAUAUUUUCCCAGAUUAGUAGUAAUUACUGGGUUUUUUCUUUUCUUUUUUUUCGGGGGUAGGGUUGGGAUUGAUGUUGGUAGCCUAGCUUCAUGUUACAAAAGAAGAAUUAGCAAUGUAUAAUGGGUGAAGCAUAGAAAGACAAGCAAGACCAAUUGGUUUAAUUGCUCCCCCUUCUGAUUUUGUAAAUGCCUUUUAACUUUAUUAUCAUUAUUAUUAUUACUGUAUUAUUAUUAAGCCGUCCACAUUGGAGCUUGACGGUUAUUUAAACUUUAAUUUGUACAUGCUCUAUUGUAUUCUAGACUUCUAUCUAGUAGGAUUGAUUUAUGUAAUAAUUAUUCUCCCAA